This is a messenger RNA of Xyrauchen texanus (razorback sucker), 747 nucleotides long. RefSeq names its product mitochondrial ribosomal protein S10 (gene mrps10). NCBI's taxonomy places the organism in Eukaryota, Metazoa, Chordata, Actinopteri, Cypriniformes, Catostomidae. Gene Ontology annotation, molecular function: structural constituent of ribosome. The coding region runs from base 55 to 624 and encodes 189 amino acids. The record is from RefSeq and is a predicted model, not a curated record. The transcript has 7 exons. Gene Ontology annotation, cellular component: ribosome; mitochondrial small ribosomal subunit; mitochondrion. Gene Ontology annotation, biological process: translation.
CCGUGUUGUUUGAGUCGCUUCCGCUUCCGUCCGUCCGUCAGGCAGGCAAAAAACAUGGCGGCCCCCUUGGUUCGUGUCCUGUCAAGGAUCAUUCAUGGACACGUUUUACCGGCUGCAGCACUUCAGCACCACACAGUCUGUCCCCGAUGGACUGUCCGUGUGUGUCCUGCAGCUUUCAUCCACACAGACUCUGUGUCCGCAUCUCCUUCAUCUGCUGUGUCAGUCACAGAAGAGCCGGACACACUGUAUCAGAAGCUGUCGGUGUUGGUGAAAGGACAUGAUAAAUCAGUGCUGGACAGUUACGAGUUCUUCGUCACACUGGCAGCGCAGGAGCUCGGCCUAACGCUGGAGAAAGUAUUUGAACCUCCCAAAGACAUCGAUAAACUGACUCUACUGAAGUCCAUCCACAUCUUUAAGAAGCACCGAGUGCAGUACGAGAUGAGGACACACUACAGGUGCAUUCAGAUUUGCAGAAUAACCGGCUCAAGCGCACGGGUUUAUCUGGAGUAUAUACAGCGGAAUCUACCGGAGGGCGUUGCCAUGGAGAUCACCAAGACCGCCAUUGAAAAGAUCCCCGAACACAUCCAGACACCGCUGUGGGACGCCAAUGAGAAGGUCACCUGAUAUUAGCGGCAGGAUUUUGGGGUUCUGGGCCGCUCAGUGAAAUAUCUGGAGAGUUUCAGUUCUGAUGAAUCACAUCGACACAUCUGACCUGAGAUCAGUGAUCUGAAUAAACUCCACAAAUAA